This is a messenger RNA of Saccharomyces eubayanus, 462 nucleotides long. RefSeq lists its product as uncharacterized. The transcript has a single exon. Bases 1 to 462 code for a protein of 153 amino acids. The record is from RefSeq and is a predicted model, not a curated record. NCBI's taxonomy places the organism in Eukaryota, Fungi, Ascomycota, Saccharomycetes, Saccharomycetales, Saccharomycetaceae.
AUGACUCGUUCAGUGAGAGCGACGCGACACUUAUUUUCGUUCUGCGCUGCUGCGAUUUUGUAUUUUUCUUUCGAUGAAUUUAACGGCUGUGAAAUCAUCUCGAGAGAUCGGUGCCAGAAGGCACCAGGACAAUAUGUCCCUCGGAAAAAGAGAGGCGCACGCGUCUCUUUUUCCACGACGUCCGCCGUACAUGCGCUCUCGCAUUUAAAGUUUGGUGCGGCAGGCAGGCGCGCUGCGGCCAAACAGUGGGCCACCCGAGGGAAUUUGAGCGCGCCCAUUCUCUGCGGGGUUUUUUUUGUUAGUUUGCGCUGUUUUUUGGUCAGAAGUUUCUCCAGACACACCACGCAAUAUAUAUCACUCGGAACCGCCGGAAAAAAAAAAUUAAGCGCAAAUUUGCUUAGUCUAGCAGCCUCGUUGCUUUUCCGGCUUGUGGCGUCGGCGUGGCGUGCUUUCGGCGGCUAA